ACAUCGCCGGCUGAUCGUGUAAAGUCUAACAGAGUAAACGUUGAGUCGUGGGGUGGGAUUUGAACCCGCUCAGGUUGCCUCUGACCCCUCUCCUCCUCUGCGCGCUGUCCUAUCCGCUGUGCGCUCUGGGCACUGAACUCCGUCCCUCCCUCUUCGUCUCCUCCUCAACGCGCGGAGCUCGACGCACACAGGCACAACAGAUGGUAACAGUACUACAGGCUGCAGGAGCGCAAGAAUUUCAUGUACAACUACUUUUAUUUCGCUAAACUUUACAGGAACGUUUAGUAAAACAGGAGUAGGGGAGGGCGUUAUCCGAGGACAAACUCGACUUUGACAGUCACUGGAUCCUACAUUUAGAGGCUCGGAAUUUGGUGUCAAGGUCAGGAGUGGCCAUGCCAUUUGGCUGUUUAACAAUCGGGGAAAAGAAGGAUUAUAACAAUCCUUCAGACGUGACAGAUAAAUAUGACCUGGGUCAGAUUGUUAAAUCGGAGGAGUUCUGUGAGAUAUUCAGGGCCAAGGACAAAACUACAAUGAAAAUGUACACAUGUAAAAAAUUCCUGAAAAAGGAUGGAAGGAAAGUCCGUAAGGCUGCAAAAAAUGAGAUCCUCAUCUUAAAGAUGGUGAAGCAUCCCAAUAUUCUCCAACUGGUGGACGUCUUCGAGACCAAAAAAGAGUACUUCCUCUUCCUUGAACUUGCAACAGGCAGAGAGGUAUUUGACUGGAUCCUGGAUCAAGGUUACUACUCAGAGCGAGACACCAGCAAUGUGGUGCGCCAGGUGUUGGAGGCUGUCGCCUACCUCCACUCCCUGCAUAUUGUUCACAGAAACCUCAAGUUGGAGAACUUGGUUUAUUACAACCGCCUGAAGCACUCUAAAAUAGUCAUCAGCGACUUCCAUCUUGCCAAGCUGGAGAACGGACUAAUCAAAGACCCCUGUGGGACACCAGAGUAUCUGGCUCCAGAGGUGGUUGGCAGACAGCGAUAUGGCAGGCCAGUGGACUGCUGGGCAACAGGUGUCAUCAUGUACAUACUGCUGUCAGGCAACCCUCCUUUCUACGAUGAAACUGAUGACGAUGAUUAUGAAAACCAUGACAAGAACUUGUUCCGAAAGAUCCUGGCAGGCGAUUAUGAGUUUGACUCUCCGUACUGGGAUGACAUCUCUGAUUCAGCCAAGAGUCUGGUUGCUCGUCUAAUGGAGGUGGAUCAAGACCAGAGACUGACAGCACAGGAGGCUAUAAACCAUGAAUGGAUUUCUGGCGGUGCAGCUUCAGACAAGAACAUCAAGGAAAAUGUGUGUGCACAAAUAGAGAAGAACUUUGCCAGAGCUAAAUGGAAGAAAGCUGUGCGUGUGACCACCAUCAUGAAGAGACUGAGAGCUCCUGAGCAGAGCCCUGCAGCCGGUGCCCCAGCAGACACCGCGGCUCCCCAGGCUGCUGCCGACUCCUCCGCGCCUUCAUCUGCCGCGACACUUGAGGGAUUGCCCGCUGCCGUCACAGAGCUCCCCGCUGGAGCAGAAAUAAGCCAACCGGAGGCCGGAGCCGGGGUCGCAGCCGCGGCUGCAGAGCCACAGCAACCACAGGAGGCCGAACCCACAUCGCGUUGUAACGGAGAAGCUACAACUGCUCUCAAUGCAGCCAGCGAGGGCGGGGACGAGCAGGGUUAGACCCCAACCCUACCCCACAGCCCCUCCACCUCUCCCUGUGUGACCUCUGCAGUCCCCACCGACUCCUGCACACUGUACAUUAGCUGCUAGCAUGGUGACACUGACUCUGCUUCUUUCUCACUUGCAGCAUUAGUAUCAUCUCAUGGAGGCUGUGUGCUACCAUUCCUGAGUGCUCUUGCAUUGGCUUUCUUUUUACGUGUAUUGUGUCUUUUUUCACUGACCCUCCGGUGUUUUAUGUCAGAUUAUAUAAACCACAUCUGAGUUUUAGGGGCAAAAUCAGAUUUGCUGUCAAACUGCAGCUUACAGCUAAAGUCAUCUCUCUGAUUCAUCUCUAAAUGAUAAGAGAAUACAGGAAGACAUAAUUGUGCUAAAAAUGGCUUUGAUUCCUUUUUAAUGAGCCAGCCUGGGAAACUUCUCUCUGCCUGUUUUGCAAUUACACAAUUUGUUCUGAAAAAAAAAAAAAAAAUUGCUUCUAAAGUUUUGACAUUGUACCUUAAUACUCAGUAAGUGCUGGUCCUCACACAUGGAGAAAA
Larimichthys crocea (large yellow croaker) is the source of this 2194-nucleotide messenger RNA. It is a transcript of the gene camkvb, whose product is annotated as CaM kinase-like vesicle-associated b. Gene Ontology annotation, molecular function: ATP binding; protein kinase activity. Bases 393 to 1661 code for a protein of 422 amino acids. Lineage: Eukaryota; Metazoa; Chordata; Actinopteri; Sciaenidae. The transcript is spliced from 11 exons. The record is from RefSeq and is a predicted model, not a curated record. Gene Ontology annotation, biological process: protein phosphorylation.